CAUGAGUUUGAUUGUCAAAUCGCCUCAUUCGUUCUGUUUGGAUUUCUUUGAGCCACAAUGGCGGGUGACCGAGGGGGCCGCCUAUGUGGCCUUGCAGUGGCUUGCGCAACCUUGAGUGUGUUGACCUUUGUCGGCGCUGGCGUCCAGCAGCCCUCCAGAAAUGUUGCGGUGAGAGCGCUCUUCCCGUGGCAGCAGCUUCCAGAGGACUAUGUUCCUCCCAAGCGUCCGUACGACCCUGUCUACGACAGCCCUGUCGCCAAACGAAUCCAAGAAGAGUGGUUUAAGCCGAAGGAGCGUCCUUUGGAGGACUACUUCAAUGAGUGGUUCAUUCCUCUCUUUUUACUGGCCGCAUUCAGUGCGCAGAAACGCUACCAAACAAUACAUGGUUCAUUUCAAUGGUUCAUUUGGAACUUUCUGGUAUUCUUUUCAUGGUUCGUUUCGCUGAAUUGUGCAGUUUGGAUCCUCCCAGCAAUGAGCCCGGGCACAUGGGGCGUGAAAGAACGCAGAUCCAAUCGCGCCAAGGCCAGAUCAGCUGCUCGCAACCUCCUGGGGCGGCUCAGAAACUUUGGCAAGGAAGAGGUCUACUGAGACGAGUGAGGUCAAGAUAGGAGAUUUUCUCGACCAGACCAAAUCUCAAGAGACCAAGAGUGGCAAAGUAUCGAAGACAAAAAGGACAUCUAUCCGAAGCAAUGAUCAUUUGAACUGAGCAAAGCUCAGCAAGUCAGGCAAGAUUCUGAGCACAAAGCUCAUGGCUUCUGUCAUCAUUCUUGAUUCACCAUUGGUCAUAUGAAGCUUGUCCAAAGACAGACUUUAUCCAUAAAAAUG
Molecule: messenger RNA, 825 nt
Organism: Durusdinium trenchii
Lineage: Eukaryota; Dinophyceae; Suessiales; Symbiodiniaceae
Source: the annotation of a GenBank genome assembly